Dermatophagoides pteronyssinus (European house dust mite) is the source of this 1071-nucleotide messenger RNA. Its product is annotated as RCC1 and BTB domain-containing protein 1-like. The record is from RefSeq and is a predicted model, not a curated record. Lineage: Eukaryota; Metazoa; Arthropoda; Arachnida; Sarcoptiformes; Pyroglyphidae.
AUGAAAAAAUUACCAACUGAUUCUUACGUAGAUAUUAAAUUAUUUAAAAAUGAUUUAAAAGAUAUCGAUGAGAAAUUUAUUCGAAACAUUGAAUCGAUUUUUAAAAUAAUCUUAUUUAAUAGUGAAAUGAGUUAUCUAUUCAUGACCAACGAUGCUACCUAUGUUUAUGGCAAAGAAAUAUGCAAAUGGUUAUGGUUAAAACAUGAUCCAAAACGACCACAACAGAUUAACAUUUUGAAUGGCAAGAAAAUUAUUCAAGUAGAAUCCGGUCAUAAUUUUAUUGUCGUUUUAACUGAUGAUGGAUCAGUGUAUCUAGCCAGUGAUGAUUCAUUUUGGCAAACAAAAAAUACUUUGCGAUUAAUCUCUACCGAUAAUGAUCGUUUUGAAAUGAUAGCAUGUGGAUAUUAUCAUUUGUUAUUGUUACGGAAAGAUGGCAUUGUUUUCGCUUUUGGAUAUAAUAAAUAUGGUCAAUUGACCGGNGAUGCAAAAGUGCCGACAAAAAUACCCAUUGAAAAUGUGCAAAGUGUGGCUUGUAUGAAUAAUUUUCCUUUUUCAUUGGCUUUGGAUCAAUCAUCACAUUAUUAUGUAUUGAAUUGGAUGAAAGAUAGCAAAUGGUUACCGUUCAAAAAAUUGAAUGGUCAACCGAAAUCAUUUGCAGCUGCAUCAGCAAUAGUAUAUGAAUCACCAAUCACUUAUGGCCUAACAUCAACUAUCUAUGUGUUUGAUUUGCAUGAUCCAAUAUCAUUUAUUGGAUUAUUAAAUAAUCCGGAAAAUUAUGAUGUCGAAUUUGUUAUCGGUGACAAACGUAUAAUGGCUUUAAAGUAUUACCUAAAAAUGACAUCAAAAUAUUAUAGUCGAAUGUUUUCAGGUGAUUGGCAGAAAGAUAAUCGUGUUACCAUUCAUGAUUAUAGUUAUGAUGUUUAUUAUUCAUAUCUACAUAUGUUACAUACUGGCCGGAUUCGAAUCAAACAAUACAAUAUAUUCAAACUUAUUGAUUUGGCUAAUUGUUAUGGUGAUGAACGUUUAAUGAAACAUUGUCAAACAUUCAUACAAAAACUUAUAAAUCAAUAA